AUGCUAGCACAGAACCUCACGGCUGCUUUCUCUGAACAACUCCGCGCCGUCAUGAAUAAUGCUCCUGCUCAGCAACGAGUAUUAGAAGACAUGGCGGAUCAAAUAAAAAACUUGCGGGCACGAAUCGAACCCCAUCAGGAGAUACCGAAGUCUCAUGAAUCUCAGGAUGGGAACUCGAGGACGUCCCACUCCAGUAGACGCAAUAAGAAGAGGCGGGAGAGAUCUAGAACCUACCCGAGCCUCAGCAAAACAGGUCUGCGGGAUGGCGAAUCUAAAACCGCCUCUCGAGAUGUCCGCACCUUCCUAGAAAGUAAGAAACAAAAGACGUCUGAAAGCGUCCAAUCAUUGGUGGAUAAAAGGAGGGAAGAAAGAAAGCAAGCCCAAGCCGCGGAGUCUAGCCGCCGCAUCUCCAUGCCGCGGAAUGAGGCCGGCAAAAGUAGCCUUUCUGGAAAACUCGUACCCAUAAUCUCUCCAUUGGCCCCGGUGAUACUAAAUACUCCCAGUAAUGGGAAGAUAAAGAUUCCAAACAUGGCGGCCUUCGAUGGAACGUCCUGCCCGGAGGAACAUCUGAUGGCCUACAAAAACUUGAUGUUGCUGUAUACCAACGACCCGUUGUUGUGGUGCAAGUUCUUCCCGACUACUGUUACGGGGGUAGCACUGACAUGGUAUACUUCCCUUCCAGGAGGAAGUAUACACAACUUUGUCCAACUGGAAGAGAAGUUCCUGGGCCACUUUAUAGCUUCCAGGAGGCAGGAGAAAUCAAAUUUUCACUUACUCAGCAUCACGCAAUUAGAAGGAGAAUCCAUAUCAUCCUAUCUAAAAAAGUUUCAUGAGGCGGUGCUGGAGGCCCAUGAUCCUAAGAAACGGAGGUCUGAUAAGAAGGACCCCAUUACCAAUAAAUCCUCGAGAAACAGAGAGAAACAAGCAUUGAGGAGGGAAAGAAACUACCCUCCACGAUCCAAACAUGUGUACGUCGCGGAAGGGGAAACAAGGACGCGGAGUAUACUCGAUGGAGGCAAUGACCCGAUGUUCAACCGCAACAGGAAAGACAUAUUCUAUGCCAUCCGCAAUGAAUUGCCGACUCCACCUCCUACUAACACCCCCUCCAACCGUCGUAACUUCAAUCUGUGGUGUGACUACCACAAAGAACACGGCCACACUUUGGCCCAAUGCCGAGAACUUAAACGUAUCCUGCACCAAUUGGCUGAUGAAGGGAAACUGUCGAGGUUCAUCAACAAGGGAGACUAUGUAGCAAAAGAAGUCGAAAGAAAGCCGUGGCACCAUAAACGCAGAUCCCCCGGGAGGGAUGAGGCCAGGCGCGAAAGUUCCAACACUCAAGGGACUAUCAACCUGAUUUUCGGUGGAUAG
This is a messenger RNA of Amaranthus tricolor (Joseph's coat), 1368 nucleotides long. RefSeq lists its product as uncharacterized. The coding region runs from base 1 to 1368 and encodes 455 amino acids. The record is from RefSeq and is a predicted model, not a curated record. NCBI's taxonomy places the organism in Eukaryota, Viridiplantae, Streptophyta, Magnoliopsida, Caryophyllales, Amaranthaceae. The transcript is spliced from 2 exons.